Amblyraja radiata (thorny skate) is the source of this 2005-nucleotide messenger RNA. RefSeq names its product N6-Methyl-AMP deaminase (gene mapda). Gene Ontology annotation, molecular function: adenosine deaminase activity. Gene Ontology annotation, biological process: adenosine catabolic process; inosine biosynthetic process. Lineage: Eukaryota; Metazoa; Chordata; Chondrichthyes; Rajiformes; Rajidae. The record is from RefSeq and is a predicted model, not a curated record. The transcript is spliced from 12 exons. Bases 311 to 1360 code for a protein of 349 amino acids.
UUGGCCUGAGCCUGAGCCUGAACCACACCGCUCGGCGGGAUAACAACCGGCGAUUAUCCGGCUUCACACUGUUCCUGUCACAAGCUGAAGGCUCUGGACCAGGUCUAAUGACGCUAUUGAAAGAAUAGCAACUUCUAAUAUUUCUUCCUCAACUGAUACAUCUAAAACCAAAAUCAAGGUAACAACUAGCUUUUCCCACAACCAAAAAGAGUGAAAAUAGUUUUAAAAAAAUACUUGUGACUGGAACAUUCUUUACAGCAGAAUACUUGAUAUCAUCAUCAUCAUCAUCAUCAUCAUAACUAUAGAAAUUAUGAUGCAAUUUCAUCAAGCUUUGCCUAAAGUUGAACUCCAUGCUCAUCUCAACACCUGCAUCAGCAGCACAACAAUAGAAAAGCUGAUGCUGCAGAAACCACAUCUCAACAUUCAGCAUAACAUGACCAUGAUCAGGAAAGGCCAAACAAGAACUUUAGAAGAAUGCUUUGACAUGUUUAAAAUAAUUCAUCAAUUAACUGACAGCGUGGAACAUAUCUUCAUGGUGACAAAAGAUGUUAUUAAAGAAUUUGCAGCUGAUGGUGUAAAAUAUCUUGAACUGCGAAGUACACCACGAGACGGAAACACUACAGGGAUGAGCAAGAAGUCAUAUGUUGAGGCUAUACUUGAAGCCAUAAAGCAAUGCAGACAAGAAAAUAUGGACAUUGAUGUAAGAUUUCUAUUAUCCAUCGAUAGAAGAGGUGGACCUACUGUUGCCAUGGAGACUGUGAAACUUGCGGAAGAAUUCUUUACAUCCUCUGAUGGGCUAGUAGUUGGUCUGGAUCUAAGUGGAGAUCCAGAGGUAGGACAUGCUAAGAGUUUUAUUGAUCCACUCAAUGCAGCAAGAAACAUUGGUCUUAAGCUUGCUGUGCACAUGGCUGAGGUCCAAAAUAAAAAUGAAGAAUGGGAAUUGUUUCUUGGUCUUCCGCCAGACAGAAUAGGCCAUGGCACAUUCCUUCAUCCUGAAGCUGGAGGUUCAGACCAGCUGGUCAACAUUAUUAAGAAACAUCAAAUACCCAUUGAGCUUUGCUUAACAUCAAAUGUCAAGGGUCAAACUGUCUCAUCAUACAAUUGCCACCAUUUUCAAUACUGGUACAAUCAUGGACACCCGUGUGUGCUUUGCACCGAUGGCAAAGGUGUUUUUGCCAGCAAUUUGUCACAGGAGUAUCAGAUUGCGGAGUCAGCUUUCAACCUGUCUAAAGCUCAGCUAUGGGACCUGUCUUUUCGGAGCAUUAAUUACAUCUUUGCUCCAGAAAGUGUAAAAUCUCACUUGAGAAGUCAAUGGAAUGACCUGAAACCAGGACUAUUCAACGAAGUACUGCACAAGUAACCCUUCCCCAUGAGAGUUGCCCUUUUUGUCUUUUACAUCACUGAUUACAGAUGAGUUUAGCUGAUGCAUCGCUCCUUCAAACCCAGAAAUAAAAUUUACAGAAUAAGUUCCUUCUUAUACAUUUUAGAGAGAGCACAAUAUUAAUGGAAAACAAUUCCUGCUAUAAACUGUUAUAUUCUUUUAUGACAAAGCAAAACAUGUUGAUAAAUGUUUUAAAUAUUGCUAAAGUAAAUGUUGUUGAACAUUUUGGAAAUGCUUUUUGCUGAGUCAAAAAUGUAACUGAAUACUUUAAAAACACCAAUAAUUUAUCUGUGCUCUCUAUCUGUGCAGAUAUUAACGAGGCACUUCCUGCUUUUCAUCUAUAUUUAGGUGCGAUAUCGCUUCGGGAGCAAAAAUUAUGCUUUCUUAAAAACACAUUAAACUCAGCACAGUUUGCUGCUUCCGCAUAAUUAACUCAACAACAUCAAUUCUCCCUACGAACAGAAACUUUCUUUUAGACCCAUUCCCAGGAAUUGGCAGUAAAUGGAUAUUUAUCGGCCAUCCCCAAAUGAAUUGGCAGUCAUCUGCCUUCAUAAACUGCUGCAGACAGGAUUGCAAUUCCGCGUUGUCUCUUGACUGAACAGUAAAUGCUUUCAUUGUUACCAA